Messenger RNA from Mugil cephalus (flathead mullet), 1308 nucleotides. Its product is annotated as CMP-N-acetylneuraminate-beta-galactosamide-alpha-2,3-sialyltransferase 2-like. NCBI's taxonomy places the organism in Eukaryota, Metazoa, Chordata, Actinopteri, Mugiliformes, Mugilidae. The transcript has 5 exons. The coding region runs from base 207 to 599 and encodes 130 amino acids. The record is from RefSeq and is a predicted model, not a curated record. Gene Ontology annotation, molecular function: beta-galactoside (CMP) alpha-2,3-sialyltransferase activity.
CUGUUUCGGACAUUCCCAACCAUCCUGGAGCCUGUAAAGCCCAGCAGAGACAGCUGUAAGACCUGUGCUAUGGUGGGAAAUUCUGGUAACUUGAAGGGAUCACGUCGUGGACCUCAGAUAGAUUUCCAUGAUUACGUCAUCAGAAUUAACGGGGUCGCACCAAAGGCUUCGAAGAAGAUGUCGGCACCAAAACAACUCAUCAGGUCAUGUAUCCAGAGAGUGCCAUGGAUUUAGACAACUCCACUCACCUUGUGUUGACCCCAUUCAAGAUACUGGAUCUAGAGUGGCUCAGGAUGAGCAUGACAACUGGAUUUCAUGGAAUGUCCUAUGCGCCAGUAAAAUCAAAAAUAGCAGCCAGCAAGGAUUUGGUGAUGGUGAUCAACCCGGCUUUCAUAAGAUACGCUCAUGACACAUGGCUGGGAAAGAAGGGCCGGUAUCCAUCCACUGGCUUUAUAACUUUGGCUCUUGCGCUGAACAUUUGCAAUGAGGUUCAUGUGUUUGGUUUCGGAGCAGACAAGGAUGGAAACUGGAAUCAUUACUUCGAGGAACUCCGGGACAAAAAGUUCAGAACUGGAAACCAUCCAGGACAACGGGAGUAGGAUGUUAUCCAGCGUUUAGAUGAGCAAAAACAAAUCUCCUUUUAUAGAGGGUGGUGAAUUCCUGACAUGCUGAAUGACAUGCUGCUUUCUUUGGGAGAACACUACCAGAGUGGAAGGAAGAAAUAAAAGCUAAAUUAAAAGUGUACCAGGUGGAAGUUUGUAUGAAAUGAAGCAAUUAUGCACGGUUUCAGGGUAUUCACUGUCUGUUUGUAUUUAUUUUUGAACCAGGGAUGCACUUUUAUAGUAUUGAAGGAAAUUUACUAAUAUGUUGGAGAAAGUUUUGAUGAGAUACUGUGUAUAGGAGCUUGUCAAAGCUACUGUGAUUAACUCAUGUGAUAUGGUCACCCUUACAGUCUUCUCUCUACCCAAAUCUAAACAUCACAUCCACAUACAUCAAGACCAUAUGAAGAAAACACACAUUGAAAUACAACUUAAUCCACUCAGACCUCAAAUGCAGAAACAUUUAAUUGUUGUCUUCUCUUUGGUUUCAGUUGUUGUGAAUCUGCGUUACAAACACUGAUAAAUGGGACCAAGUAGCUUUGGCUGCCAAAGUUAUGUAGCCUCCAGAUUUUGAUUUCGUUCUUUGUUGCCAUGUACAAAUGUUAUUUGUGUGUACUAGGCUGGUUUGACUUGUUUAUGGCAUAUGGAAACUUUCCAAGGGGAUUUGUUGCGGAGACAAGAGAGUAAAUCUGCCAGUAGGCAAGUGUAA